CCCUACUUUGUGCUUGAAGGAUGGGACCCACCCCGCAUGUUGGGUCUAAACAUGCUGACCACACCACUUCACGAAUCUCACGCCGGAAUCUUUCUUUUCCCUUAACAUAAUCAUGUAGGUUUGAGAAGAUUGUUGGCAACCAGACUAUCAUCAUCAACAAUUACUUGAAGAUGUUGAGAACCGUCUUCACCAUUUUGUCGGUUGCCUUGAUCGGGUCAAAGGCCGUAAAUGCAGCUGAGGCGCCGAGCACAACAUCCAGCGCGCCUGCUGCUACGCACACCGUUUCUGUUGGCGCUGUACGUUGUCGUCCAAACAUUUCGUUCUUUUCCAGAAAACUAACGUUUUAGUAGCAAGGGUUCAACUUUUCACCGAAUCAACUAAACGCAAGUGUUGGAGAUAUCAUUGGUAUGUGCUUCUUUCCUUCUCGGAUGCGGAAACUUGCGAAAACACUUACGAAUUCAUACUAACUGGCUCCCAGAAUAUCGUUUUUAUCCCCAAAACCACUCGUACGUUACCUUUACCUCGAAUUUCAUAUGCCGUAUUAUGUAAUACGAUAUUUGGUUUGCUUCUCGGCAAUGUAAAUGUAGCUUUGGAUAUUUAUGGAUUGAGAUCUCCGACAGCAUUGGCUAAUACUCCACAAAACAGGGUAUCAAGAGCAGCUUUUGGAAACCAGCCAUGCAUACCAUAUGAACUGUCAGGUCCUGGAAGGGUUGGGUUCUGGAGUGGGUUUAAGCCAACACAGGUGGUUUCGAACGAUGUAUGGAUUCCAGUUCAUGGGUUGAACAAAUGGCUAAUCCAAUCAACUAUAGCUCCCGAUGUUCAGGCUACGAGUCAACGAUACAGAUCCGUUUUUCUUUUACUGUUCUUCUCCCGAUGCAUGUUUGCAAGGAAUGAUAGGGGUGGUAAAUCCUGUUGGUUCUCCAAGUUUACCUAAUUCAUGCUAGAAGGAACUAACAUUGUGACUGAUAGAACGCCACGUUCAGCUAUGAAGCUCAAUUUGGAUAUACCCAGAAAGCGGUGAUAUACCUCAGUCCAGGGGAGACUUUCCCGAAAGAGGAAGCUUCGUCGAGCACUGUUUUACGAACAACUACCGCGACGGGCGCUUCUACUACACCGACGUCUGCUCCAGCUGCGACGAGUUCUGCACCUGCCCUCGUACCUGCUGAGCAUUCCCAUGGUCUGUCCACAGGAGCAAUUGUCGGAAUCGCAAUUGGAGGAGUUGCCGUUCUUGUUUUAGGCGCAGCGCUCGCUUGGAUGUGUGGAAGACAAAGAACCGUCAAGGAAAUCAUGCGACAAUCUCAACAACCAUCAUCACAUAAUCCGAACAAUCACAAUUCAUAUCAAGCUUCCAUGGCGGACAUGCCGGAAGCUAAUUACUCAAACAUGCAAAAGCUGCCGUUAUCUGGACAAAAUUCUCCAGGUUACGUUUACGGUACACCGAUGAUGGAUCAGCAUUCUUAUCGUAGUGCUUCGCCACCAAUCGAUGAGAGAACACAAAUGAUGGGAAUGGAGCGCGCUAUACAUCCAAACCAUUACCAGGGUGGACAUCAAAGCAAUAAUUCGUUACCGAAUACCCCGGGAUUCCCUUCUCCAGCGUAUACACACGAGAUGGAAAAUUCAGGCAUGUCACCUGCGGCUGUAGGCAUGAGGUAUGUACACUUUCUCACCUCACCUCUCAUUCCUCAUCAUAGUACUGUACUCUGUAGGGCUGCAGUAGCCGACCUCAGUUUCGGAUAUAAAAAUACAGCUCAGCUGAGUGAUACCCGUUUAAGAUUAUGCUGACACCCCCCUCAGACCAUACAAUCCCAGCGAAAUACGACCCCCGACCUCCAGCGGGCCACAUGAGAUGGCAGUCCCUUCUCCUACCACUCCCCAGCGAGCGCCGAGUACUGGGAACCCGCCGACGCGAGGGGCGGAUGAGACUAGGCCGUUCUCGUACACGGAUAGCGAGAGUGGGUACAGGUCUGAUAAGAACGAUAUUUCGCUUCAUUGAGGAACGAGGCGAGGUGGUGAUGGGUGGCUAUGGAUGUUUACGGGUGGAAUAUUGUAAUUGAAUGGUGAUUGGUGAUUGGAGGGUUUUUGAGGGCGUUAGAUUUGGGGUAUACCUGGUUGGGAUAUAUCAGAUGCUUCCUUUCAAGUGGAAUAUUCCAAUGGGGGAACUCAUGGCUUGGAAAUUAACCAAUUUUGAAUUUUGGCAUGGAGUUGGGGCUUCUUUUAUUUGGAUCGGAUGCAUCGUUGUGGUUUUGGACGAAUGAGACGGCUAAAGUACUACUCACCUCACCAUCGGGUCGGCGACGAAAUGAAAGAACACGCAGUUUUUUGGGUUGAACGGAGAAAACGAACGGGUUGUAUAUUUAAUAGUUGGCAGUUGCAUGUUGAGAUAUCUUUGGUCGACAAAUGGAUGGGUGUCGUUUGUGGUUGGGGGUGGUAAACGGCCUACAAAUCUCUCGAUAUAUAAAGUUCA
Molecule: messenger RNA, 2464 nt
Organism: Hymenoscyphus albidus
Lineage: Eukaryota; Fungi; Ascomycota; Leotiomycetes; Helotiales; Helotiaceae
Source: the annotation of a GenBank genome assembly